UGCCGAUAUCAGCGUCUGUUGUGGCCUUUCUUGGAAAGGCUGGGUGCAAGGCGAAGCUUGUGGGAGGGAAGCAAACCCUUGGGCCAUCUCCGCCACAGAGGCUGUGUGGUUUCCCUGCCCCUCGCACGGGGCGGCUCCCGUUAUGUAAUAUCAGCAGCCCCCAGUGAGUUGAGGCGGAGCACACGGACCAGCUUCUGGCCACCUGAAGUCUGUGGCACUGCCGCGGUGACGAUGGAGGCACCCUGAGGUCCCUUAGCAACCCAGGCUGACAAGGGGAGCGACGCUUGCAACGUGGGGAAAUCUUGAGGGUCCUUUCUCCUGCAUGCUGUGGAGGCAAGACUUUUCCUCCCCACCCUGCCUGCACACCUGGCUAGACAGCUAGGAAUUCCAGCAGGGACAGAGUGGACACCCUCGUGGCUUCAUGAAUGACUGCUCCAGGCAGCUGUACGCUGCAGAUUCGCAGAGCCAGCUCUGAGAACUUUGCUGCCACGGCUGACUUUGGGGGCACCCUGCUGGAGCAGACACUGGGCAGGGGCCGGCCUGACAAAAUGCCCCCCUGCCCACCACAGCAAGGCUGGACUCGGGGUACCUACCUCCCCUUGUACAAUCCCUUGGCAGGGGGGGAAGCUGGGUCACAGGGGGAGAUGGAGCUCACUUGGCAAGAGAUCCUGUCCAUCUCUGAGUUGCAGGGCCUUGAGAUGCCAAGCGAGAGCUACUAUGACCCUUCUCUGUGCGGCCUCAUGCAACCAAUGGGACCAGCUUCUAACUACCGGCCAUGCACAGCGAUGGGAGACAGUUCAGGGGCUACCUACGGGCACCCUGCUCCAGCGUAUGAACAUCCGUACCUAGAAACUGGACCCACACCCCGUGGUCUGCACAGCUACACAGGCAUGCUGAUCUCUUCCACUCUUGAGCCUCCAGGAGCUACUGCAGCAGGGGCAUGUAAACGGCUCGUAUUGGAGGGGGACUUGGUUAGUGGUUAUGGACCACAGGGCUCUUGCAAGUCACAGGAGGACCUGGAAUCAGACUCUGGGUUAUCACUCAAUUACAGUGAUGCAGAAUCACUGGAGGCUGAGGCGCUGGAGCGGACCGAGUAUACACCGCUUUACCCUAUGAACCAUCACACACAAGCCUACCCAAUGUUGGUCCCUGUGCCAGAAAUGCCUUUCCCCACCCCACCAAUGGCACCUUCAGAGAAAGGACGUAACUCACGCGGGGAACUGGCAGGCAGCCGUGAUGAACGCCGGGCCAUGGCUAUGAAAAUACCUUUCUCUGUUGAAAAGAUCAUUAAUUUGCCAGUGGACGACUUCAACGAACUGGUGUCACGCUUCCCUCUGAGCGAGCCCCAACUAGCACUGAUCCGGGACAUCCGCCGCCGUGGCAAGAACAAAGUGGCUGCUCAAAACUGCCGCAAGCGGAAACUAGAGACCCUGGUGCACCUGGAGCGGGAACUGGCCGAGCUGAGCCGCGAGCGGCAGCGCUUGCUGCGAGAUCGCGGUGAGUUUGAUAGAACUCUAGCGCUUACCAAGCAGAAGCUAGGGACCCUUUACCACCAGGUCUUCUGUAUGCUUCGUGAUGAAGCUGGCAACGCCUACUCCCCAGAGGAGUACUCACUGCAGCUCACUCUUGAUGGCAGCGUCUUCCUUGUACCCCGCAACAAGCAGCCAGAUGGUGCUGAUUGAUAGCACAGCAAAUAUACCAAGGGAUUCCCAGGAUACAAGGCUGUUUUCAAUCUAGGUUGGGAUUUGAGAUUAUCCAAAUGCCAGGUUUGAAACAGCGAGGACUGUGGGCACCAGAACAUUUAUACGAUUGACUGAAUUUCCAAUCGUAUGCCUUGGACAUUACACCCCUCACUUCCUAUGGUAAAAAAAAAAACAUAGAAGUUUCAGUGUAUCAGGGAAAAACUGGUGGGAUGGGCUACUAAAAUUUCAAGUACAAACAUGUUAAAGGAGUGAAGACAGAAAUGGCCAGGCUAGAGGAUGGCUAGGGUUCUAAAAUCAGUAUCUAUAACCCUGAGAGCCCACUACCUUCUGCUUAUGUCUUAUUCAUACAAGCAUUAACAGCAUUUGGGAUGUUACUACAAAAGGGGGCUGGCAAGAGGUGGAGAGCUUAUUGCCCACUCAGUUUCAAGGUGUUGCAUUUUCCUUUUCAUCCCUACUGAGGGUUUUGUGCCAUCACAGCAUUUCGGAAUGCCUCUUCCAGGCUUGGUACUUCAGUAUCACAUCCAAGGCUCUUUCCCCUUCCCCAGUGAACUGAAUAGCCCCAAAACGUUGGUUGAAAAGAUUAAAAGGGCCACGUUUUCCCUAAAGAAAUGCUACAAACUGUGUUAGGAAAGAACUCUUAUCUGUAUAAACUAAUCAAGCACAUAUUCAUCAUUUUUGGUUAUGCCAAGAGGCACCCAAAAUCCUAUUCAGAUGAUCCCACCAGCCUGGUAAUUUCAGUGCUUUUGAAGAGUAUGAACAGUGCUGGGUAAUGGUAAGGCUAGACUGCAGCUCACACUCAACCUCUUAAAUGGAAUUCAGCUAAUCUUUCUAGAUGAAUUAAAAAUUCUGAAUUUGUCACAGACAACCAAAAUUUUGUAUUUCUGCUGUAUCUUUCUGAAACCAAGGUAUGGAGAGGCUACCUAGUCCUGGCUAUGUCAGGUAUUUGUGCUUCUAAUAUAAAAUUUAUUCU
Messenger RNA from Heteronotia binoei (common prickly gecko), 2673 nucleotides. RefSeq names its product nuclear factor, erythroid 2 (gene NFE2). The transcript has 4 exons. The coding region runs from base 426 to 1682 and encodes 418 amino acids. Gene Ontology annotation, biological process: regulation of transcription by RNA polymerase II. The record is from RefSeq and is a predicted model, not a curated record. NCBI's taxonomy places the organism in Eukaryota, Metazoa, Chordata, Lepidosauria, Squamata, Gekkonidae. Gene Ontology annotation, cellular component: nucleus. Gene Ontology annotation, molecular function: DNA-binding transcription factor activity, RNA polymerase II-specific; RNA polymerase II cis-regulatory region sequence-specific DNA binding.